Messenger RNA from Bipolaris oryzae ATCC 44560, 6864 nucleotides. RefSeq lists its product as uncharacterized. The transcript has 4 exons. Gene Ontology annotation, molecular function: molecular adaptor activity. The coding region runs from base 1 to 6864 and encodes 2287 amino acids. Gene Ontology annotation, biological process: nuclear-transcribed mRNA catabolic process, deadenylation-dependent decay. The record is from RefSeq and is a predicted model, not a curated record. Lineage: Eukaryota; Fungi; Ascomycota; Dothideomycetes; Pleosporales; Pleosporaceae. Gene Ontology annotation, cellular component: CCR4-NOT core complex; P-body.
AUGAGCCAGCAACACCCCUGGGGCGCCCCGAGACAAUCCCAAAGCACACGCCUCGCUCCCAUCUCCACGGCCUUUGCCCACGACCACGACCUCCACCAGCACCAGCACCAGCAGCGCAAUCCAAGCACCCCCUCGCCCAACCCCUCGCGCCACGCCCAAUCGCCCGCCACUGCACACUUCCCCUCGCUGCCGCCCGCCUCGUCCUCAACGUCGUCGCCCUUUUCGCCCGCAGGACAGCAGCUCCCCGCCAGCCAGCUGCUGUCCUCCCGUGGGUCCAGGACCAUAGCGCCCCAAGCUGCAUCGCACCUGGCUUCCUCCGCCGCAGCCGCUACUCAGGGCGCCAGUGCACAGUCAAACAGCGGCGGAGGAGCCUCCAAGCUGGUCCGCGCCUCGCCCUCGCUCUCAGUCUCGAGCACCACCGGCUCCCCCAGCACCUCGGCCCACUCGUCUGCCGCCUCGUCCCAGAACCUCUCCCGCAUCGUCAUCGCACAGAUAUUUCUCCUGCUUAGCCAAUUCGGGCCAGUCAAGGACGACAAGGACCGCGCCAAGUGGGACACGCAAACCGAGCAGAUCAGGAAGCUCGUAGACACAAACGGCAUGGAGGUCUUUACAAAGUACUUCCGCCGUGUGCUGCAGAACAAUGCAGCCACCAUCUUCGGCUCUGGCGCACGCAAUGCCGACCCCAAUGGCAGCUACCAGAUCCUGCUCACCGAAGUGCACAAGAUACGGAAGGAUCCCGAGCAGGCUGACAAGAUUGCAGAGUCCAUCAGCACCAGCGAGGGUGAUCUGUUCCGUGACUUUGAUCUUGCCACGUUUAUAUCUCAUUUCAAACUAGAUGCGGUUGCAAAGACAAUGCUGGCGCUCGCCUGCAGGAAGACAGAUCUGCGGCCCAAAGCCGACGCGGUUCUAUCUACCAUAGGCGAUGACUUACUCAUGACCAUCGCGCAGCCGACCCAACCAGACGACAUGAAUCAUGAAUAUCUCGCCGCACUCGUCGAACGCCUCCUCCAGGACCCACCACCAGGCUGGGAUGAAGAGAAGAAGAUGAGCCUCGCUUACGCUGUCCAGAUGCGAUAUCAGCAGACACACCAACAGAUACCGGGCAUCGUCGAAUCAAAGUUGAUACUCGUCGAGCUCACUGACGGGGCGCGUAACCCUCUUGUCAAACUAGUCAAGCAGGCAGGGCCCCAAGGCACAGCUACGGUCGAGGCAUGCAAAGAAGUGCUUGCAUCGGCUGAGACACGCGACAUUAGCUACCAGCAAGUUGCCGCGGUUCUACUCUACCUUGCCCUUUCGACCGGAUACAAUGCGAAGAAUUUUGUAGCCGCGCUACGUGAGCAUCGGACGGGACAGCGAAUAGACUGGCAAGACGUAGUACUUGCCUUUGACCGAGAUCACCUUCGCAUCGAGCGACAUCAAUUCCUGGCCAUCUACAACGCAUUGCUUCCCGUAGCGCAAGAGAAUGAAAAAUUCGACAUACAGGCACUCUGGGGAGGUCAAUGGCAGCAUGACUUGACGCAGCUGUAUUUCGUAGUGGCUUUCCUGUCAUCCACAAGACAGGAGCUGGACGUGACUCAGAUCCCCAGGCUCCGCACAUCGUACUCGAUGAAGACAUUUGAAGGGGCUUCAGAGGAUGCAAGAGCCUUUGCCGAGGAGGCCGUUAGACAUCCAUUUGUUUCGCUGGACGCAACGGCAGCUCUUUUCAACAUGAUCUUUCAGACCUCAGAGACGUACCAUACGGCUCAGCUGAUGGGCAUACCUGACUUGGUGAUCAACCCCCACACAGCAGAGUUCCUCGUAGCGGCAGCAGCAGUCCCAAAGCCAUGGGGAGCAUUGCAAGAGCAAGCAUUGAAGCAGCUGUUUGAUCCUUAUUUUCACAAGAAGCUACCCAUCUACAAUUUUGUCCUUUACGGCUUGUGGCAACAGGAUAUCCAAUGGCUCGUGGACCGCUUUGUUGAUGCAUACAACGCCGACUCGAUGACCCUCACUCUGAUCCUGGAGCAUGCCGAGACGAACAACUGGUUGGAGCCACUGAUCCGCAGUAACACUGAUAUCAGCCUGGACUUGGCUGCACAGGCACACGCACGUGGGAAAUUCGAGCUUGAGCCCUGGCUACAGCAGACAUUCGAUCAAGCUGGGCCACUCUUCCGUCGCAUUCUGACCAACUUUCUCAGUGCGCGGGCAGGUGAAGAGAUGCAACGCCUCCGAGAUGACCAUCAACCUCUUAACCUACCCCUAGCAGUGAAGACGGUCUACCCACUCCUUUGGUUCCUUGCAGAAUGCGGUCUACCUGAGCAGGAAUUACUCCCCCUUCAACGAAACUGUAUUCAGGCCUAUCCUCGCCUGAUCAACUAUGGCGAGGGCGUGGACGACGUCAUCGACGCCAAUGGUCAAAAUGGCAACGCACUUCCUGAAGAAGCCGACAAGAAGAUGCAAGAGCAUUUUAAGAACAUGUACAGCGGCGACAGCGAUGUUAGAGAUAUCAUCUCCGCUCUGAAGAAGUACAAAGAAUCCCGCGAUCCUGCGGACCAAGACCUGUUUGCCUGCAUGAUCCACGGCUUGUUCGACGAGUACAACUGUUUCGGAGAGUAUCCACUUGAAGCAUUGGCGACGACUGCUGUGCUUUUCGGCGGUAUCAUCAACUUCAAUCUUCUGUCCCGCAUCGCACUUCAAGUUGGCUUAGCAAUGGUUCUAGAAGCUGUCCAAGAGUUCCGUCCUGAAGACAGUAUGUAUAAAUUCGGUCUUCAGGCUCUCAUUCACUUUUCGAAUCGGCUGUCUGAAUGGCCCAACUACUGCGACCAACUUCUUAUUGUCCCUGGACUUCAAGGCACUGAGAUUUAUGCUAAAGCUGAAGAAGUAGUAGGUCAGCAAGUCGGCGAAGUCAAUGGCGAGGGCCAUAACGGUAUGGGUAUGACCAACGGUAACGGUGUCGACGAGAAUCUCCACCAAGAGCCAGCUGUGCCCAAGUUCAGCUGUCUGUAUGUCGACCCGCCACUGCGCCCAGAACUAUACGAGGACCCAGAUGAAGACGUUCAGGACAAGGUCUUGUUCGUACUGAACAACGUGUCUGAGCGUAAUCUCCGCGACAAGAUCAACGACUUGACUGAAGCCGUUGAGGAGAGACAUCAUCAGUGGUUCGCCAACUACCUCGUUGAGGAGCGUGCAAAGAUGCAGCCCAACUUCCAACAACUGUAUCUUGACAUGCUUGACCUGUUUAAUGACAAGAUGCUCUGGGCCGAGGUUCUUCGAGAGACAUAUGCCAGUGUUGUUCGCAUGCUGAACACGGAUUCUACCUUGGGAUCUACCGAACGUGGCCACCUGAAAAACCUGGGUUCGUGGCUCGGAUCCCUGACCAUAGCCCGCGACCAGCCAAUCAAAUUCCGCAACAUUUCAUUCAAGGAUCUGUUGCACGAAGGUUACGAUUCAGAUCGCCUCCUAUUGGUGAUUCCGUUCACCUGCAAAGUAUUGGUACAAGCUGCGAAGUCGACAAUUUUCAAGCCUCCCAACCCAUGGUUGAUGGAGAUGCUGGGUGUGCUUAUGGAGCUAUAUCACUUUGCUGACCUGAAGCUCAACCAAAAGUUCGAGAUUGAAGUUCUCUGCAAAGGCUUGGAGCUCGACCACAAAGACAUAGAGCCAACCAACAGCAUCCGAGGACGGCCGCCAGUUGAUGAAGAAUUCCUUGGGUCCAUGGUGACAGAUGGCAUGGAGGCCUUUGGCGACCUUUCUAUCAUGAGCCUCAACCGUGGCGCACGUGGGCCCAAUGAACGCUUCUCUUCAGCAGCAAUGACGGCUGCUCUGCCCGAUUUCACCAACCAGCUUCAAUAUCCGCCUUCUGGAAAUAGCGCGGUUCCGCCAGCGACGCUCAAAAAGAUUUUCCUUACUGCAGUCAAUCAGGCUAUACAGGAAAUUAUUGCUCCCGUAGUUGAACGCUCCGUUACCAUUGCCGCAAUCUCGACGUCGCAGCUGAUCAACAAAGACUUUGCCAUGGAACCCGAUGAGGAGAAGCUUCGCAAUGCAGCACACACUGUUGUCAAAGCUCUUUCCGGCUCUUUGGCUCUUGUCACCUGCAAAGAACCCCUCCGUAUGAGUAUCCAGAAUAACAUCCGCCUCACAGCUAGGGAUCUUCCCGAUCAGGGAUUGCCAGAGGGACAUAUCAUCAUGUUUGUCAACGACAACCUUGACCUGGUCUGCAACACAGUUGAGCAGGCAGCUGAAAUGUCAUCCCUCGCUGAAAUUGAUAUGCAAAUUGAAGAAGCCGUCCGUAUACGUCGCAUGUUCCGUAGCUCUCGUCCAAAUGAGCCCUUCAAGGAUGCAAACAUCAGUCCAUGGGCAUUCUACAUUCCGGAGCCAUAUAGACAAAUGCCUGGCGGUUUGAAUAGGGAGCAGUUGGCCAUCUAUGAAGACUUUGGCAGGCAGUCGCGAGGGGCGCCACACGUUAACAACACCUCUCAAGAUGGCGGUCGACAACUCCCAGAUGUCCUCCAAGACCAAUUUGCGGCGGUACCAAAUCUUCCAACCCCAGGUGCUGCACCAGCUGAGCCACGACAGCCGGCCCAGCAACAACCCAGGCUACAGAGUCUUCAAGCACCCCAUGCAGUGCUGACUCAGCAACAGCCUAACGGGUACAUGGACGCUCCUGGCCUUGAGCGGGGCCAGCGUGGCGUAGAGGACCUCCUUAUUGAGUUGACCCGCGUCAUCAAAGAGGCACCAGAGGAGCGUAUAACAGACCUCCAACCUGGUAGCAGCAGUGUCCACCAAGUCUUUGACCAGCUCAUCUCAAGCAUCGAGUUCGCCGGUCCUAACAAAGAGACAUGGGCAUUCCGUAUCGCUGGACAAGUCACGAACCACCUCUUCUCUGACUCCUUGAGUCGCCUGGAGGUCGAAGUUAUGGCUCAUUUAUUGAGCCAUCUGUGCCAACUUUCCGUCCAGACGUCACGACAAGUGCUGAUGUGGUUGGCCACUCUUCAUGACGACGACCGUAUUUUCAAGGCUACAGUCAUGGUGGCCCUUAUGGAAGUCAACCUCAUGGAUAUGCACCGCUUAAACACGACAAUCGCCAAGGCCAUUCAAGAACGGCAUGUCGCUGCAGUAGAGAUGCUGUCAAGUCUGAUGGAAGAACUCUUGCUCAAUGAGCACCCGAGUGCUUUCCGUGCCGACUUUGCCAUGUCCAUCGACGCUCUCACUAUUUGGCUAGCAGAAGACUCUAGCUUCGAGCUUGGAAAGCGUGUCAUUGCCAACUUGCAAGCGUCGCCCAAUGAGCAGUCACUGACACCACCGGCAUCUAGCCACAAAGAUCAGCUCGAGUACGUCUUUGACGAGUGGGUGCAUCUUCAGAUGGAAAACAUGCCAAAGAAAACCGUUGGUGCUUUCAUCUACCAGCUCCACCAACAGAAGGUGCUGGAGACUCAGGAAUCUUCAGUCGCGUUUCUUCGCGCUUGUAUUGAUGCCUCUGUCAUCGCAUAUGAGCAGGAACACUCAUCCCCAUAUGGAAGUGGCAACGAAGACAUUGCGACAGUCAAGGUCGAUGCCCUUGGGCGGCUCAUCGUCGACCUUCUUGUCUAUCAAGGUGAACAAGAGGGUGCCACCAAGAAGAGCAAAGCGAGAUACUUGGAUCAGAUGCUCGUCGUCGUAGUGCUCGUCCUUUGUAACCACCACACCACCCGAGAAGACGCCUUCAACCAAAAAGUGUUCUUCCGUCUAUUCUCGACGAUUCUUUUCCACCUGAACGAUGCAGUAAAGGAAGAGUCGUUGGCAGAACAAAAGGCAGACAUCUUCCUUGCAGUCGCCAAAGCUCUUUUGAUCGUUCAGCCCUCCAAUAUUCAGCGCUUUGCCUUUUCAUGGCUCGCAUUGGUUGCACAUCGUAUAUUUGUGCCUGCCAUGCUGGAGGAGGGUCAAGACGACAAGCGUUGGGAUAUUUACGCUCAGCUUGUGGAGACGCUCUUGAUCUUCACUGGAAAGCUGAUCAAGCCUACUGGAGAAACUAUCAUGACCCAACAGUUCUACCGCGGCGUUCUGCGCGUGUUGCUGGUCAUCCACCAUGACUUCCCCGAGUUCCUGGUCGAGAACCAUUUCAGGUUCUGCAACAGUAUUCCAAUGCACUGCACACAGCUCCGUAACCUGAUUGUCAGCGCAUAUCCAUCUACCAUCCUCGAAAUGCCAGAUCCAUUCACUGCAGGAUUAAAGGCAGACCGCCUCGAGCAUGAUCUUCAAGCUCCCGUCAUCCGUACCGAUAUCGAGCAGAUGCUCUCAGACGCAGGCAUCAAGAAUGCCAUUGACAAUCUCCUGAAGGACUCUGAGCUGAAGGACGAGGAUGUCGACGUGGUCGCCUGUGCGGUGUAUUAUGCAGAACCCAAACCUGCAGGCUUUGAGCUCGUCUCAACGACAGCCAAUCCAGCGCUGAUACAUGCAAUCACAUUGUAUGUUGGCAUAUCGACUCUUGGUACAGGAUCAGCUACGGUGCCAAUCUUUGAUGCAGAGAGCCCAGCCACCAAGCUCAUUGAAAGGCUGGCCAAGGACUUCCACCCAGAGGCCAGAUUCCACUUCAUCAGCGCCAUCGCGAACCAAUUGCGCUUCCCAAACACGCAUACUCACUUCUACAGCUAUGCGCUGCUGCACCUUUUCGGACCCCCAAGCGAAGACUCGCUGGCAUCGGAGAUUCAAGAGACCAUCACCCGUGUAUUGUUGGAGCGCCUGUUGGUUCACCGCCCGCACCCAUGGGGCCUCAUCAUCACGCUACUGGAAAUUCUAAAGAACCGCACAUAUGCAUUCUGGGAGCUGCCGUUCGUGAAGGCGGCGCCUGAAGUUGAACGCCUUCUCAACGCUCUCUUCACGCAUGCUCAACAGAGCCCACGCCCAAUAGCUUAG